AUUGUGACUUGUGAGUCCUGUAUCCCAAGCUAUUAGGUAGGCAUUGGAGUGAGUGAUGGGAAACUGCAACUCCUCAGAUUCAACGCAGGUGGCCACCGCCAAGCUUGUUCUGCAAGACGGCAGGCUGCAGGAGUUUUCCUACCCGGUCAAAGUUUCAUUCCUCUUGCAGAAAUACCCCGCCUGCUUCAUAUGCAACUCCGACGAAAUGGACUUCCACGACGUCGUUUCCGCAGUCCACGAGGACCACGUCUUGCAACCGGGCCACCUCUAUUUCGCGCUUCCCUUGAGCCGCCUCACCCACCCUUUGCAGCCUCACGAGAUGGCCGCAUUGGCCGUCAAGGCAAGCUCCGCGCUCAUGAAAACCGCCCACAAAUGCGGUUCUCGCCGCAAACAGAUUCUCCUCUCUACCGAGUACCACCCCACCUCCAAGCGCCUCUCGCCGGCGCUCUCUCUCGCCCACGCCACUCUGCAUAGGAGAGGGAGGACCUCCGCCGCCAAGGGGAGGUUCGCCGCGCUGUUGAGUUCGAUUCCCGAGUAGGGGUAGUUUCGGGACCAAAUAUACACGCCCGCUCAUUUUGUUCUCUUGUAUAUACACAGCUUGGAAGCAAUUAGAUUCUUGGAGAGUUGGACUAAGUCGCAAUGGAUAUUCAUAUUCCCUUUC
This is a messenger RNA of Cajanus cajan (pigeon pea), 661 nucleotides long. RefSeq lists its product as uncharacterized. The record is from RefSeq and is a predicted model, not a curated record. NCBI's taxonomy places the organism in Eukaryota, Viridiplantae, Streptophyta, Magnoliopsida, Fabales, Fabaceae.